UCAGAAUCCCACCCACUGAUUAAAUAUGCCAUUGUGCAGAAGACUGUAGAAUUGUAGAGUGUGUUUCUGUCCCUCUCUGCUGUUCUGUUUCUGCUGUGUGUGCUGAGAUGAGGUUUCUUUCUGAGGAAUAAUGCGACCUAACUUAUGUCUUCCUUUAACUUCUACUUAUCCUGAAACUGCCUCUGUGUUGGAGACGAGGAAAGACCCGGAGUAGUUUAGGACCCAGCAGACAGUGGCAGGCGGCAGUUGUGUAGAUCACUGAGAGACUAAGAGGGUCCAGUCCGGUUUUAAUUCUGUCUCUAAUCUCUGCCACAGCAGUGCUUCCCCCCACAGCCCCAGCUCGGGCUCGGGCGCCUCUCCCUGUCUCUCUCCAGCCUGAUCCCCGGCAAAAACAUGUCACUGGCUUCCUCACAAUGGAAACCCUAGAGGGAAAAGUGGCCCCAGAUGCGCAAGCCUGAGGAUUCGGUACAAAGAGGUGCACAAAAUGAAGACCCUGAUGCGCCAUGGGCUGGCGGUGUGUUUAGUGCUCACCACCAUGUGCACCAGCUUGUUGCUCAUGUACAGCAGCAUCGGCGGCGGGGGCCAGAAGGAGCCGAGCCAGCAGCAGCAGCAGCAGGUGGCGGCGGCGGCCAGUGGGAAGCCGGAGACCAAGCAGCUGGGCAGCAGCCAGAGGCUCCCUGUGGGGGCUGGGCUCCUAGAGGGCUACAUCAGUGUCCUGGACCACAAGCCUUUGAAAAUGCACUGCAAGAGUUGUGCACUGGUAACCAGUUCUGGACACCUUUUGGGAAGCAAACAAGGCAACAGAAUCGACCAGACUGAGUGUGUAAUACGAAUGAACGAUGCACCCACUCGAGGUUAUGGAAAAGAUGUUGGAAACAAAACUAGCCUUCGAGUCAUUGCACAUUCUAGUAUCCAGAGAAUUCUGCGAAACCGCAAUGAACUGUUAAAUAUGAGUCAAGGUACUGUGUUUAUCUUCUGGGGUCCCAGCAGCUAUAUGAGACGAGAUGGAAAAGGUUUGGUUUAUAAUAAUCUGCAAUUGAUGAAUCAGAUACUACCUCAAUUAAAAGUAUAUAUGGUUUCUCGGCACAAGAUGCUUCAAUUUGACGACCUCUUCAAACGGGAAACUGGCAAAGACAGGAAGAUAUCCAACACUUGGCUUAGCACAGGAUGGUUCACAAUGACUAUCGCAUUAGAACUCUGUGACAGGAUAAAUGUUUAUGGCAUGGUGCCACCAGAUUUCUGCAGGGAUCCUAAUCAUUCUUCAGUACCUUAUCAUUAUUAUGAACCUUUGGGACCUGAUGAAUGUACAAUGUACAUUUCACACGAGCGGGGACGAAAGGGCAGCCAUCAUCGUUUUAUCACAGAGAAACGAGUGUUUGAGAACUGGGCACGGACAUUCAAUAUUCACUUUUUUCAACCAGACUGGAAACCAGAAUCACUUACGAUAAAUCACCUGGAGAUUAAACCCGUGUUCUGAGGAAUGAAUGCACAAGACUGCAAUCACAAUCACCUACUGUAUCAGGCUUCAGGGUAUUGAACCUCGCAGAAGAGCAAGGCAAUCUAAAAAAGCAAGGUUAACAGGAUUUGUGGGUGGAAACCGCUACAGUAUUCAGGAAGUUCUUGCGAAGGAAUACAUAAAAGGACAUUUUGUAUCCAACUGUAUUAUAAUCCAAUAAUUAACGUUGUCCAGCCAGCUCUCCUCCUGUAUAAGUAUGUGAUCUGUAAAAAGCAACUUGACUAUCAUUAAUGGGAUGUUUAAUUCAUUAUAGUUUUUUAAAGCACGUUGCCACUGAAUUUUCAUAGUGAAAACUUAAAAUACUUAUUUAAUGGGGGUUUUUAUGCAGGCUAGGCCAGUAUUUUUCUAAUUCACAAUUAUGUGAUUAUCUUUCAUAAGCCUUCAAAUCCAAAAUGUAUUGCUGGUCGUAUAGAAAGGCCUAGCUUCUUGUUUAUAAGUUUUCCCUUUGAAAAAUAUGAUUCUAUUGAGCAUGUAAUUAAUAUUUGAUCUGGAAAUGUUGUGUUUCUUUUUAAAUGGCUGGGCUCCAUUCCAAGGUAGAGUCUUUAAUGGCAAGAAAAUUCCCAUGUGAAAAUCGUGUGUGAGAUGCUACCGUCUGACAUUUCACAUUAAUAUGAAAAUGGCAAAGAAAAUUCCUUUUGAUGUAAAUGUGCACUUGCAGCUAUGAUGUCAGGCUGCUCUUUCUUAAUGGAGAUGGGGUAGAGGGCAGGGCAAGGUUUACUAGAUUGUAUCCUGGGAUAUUGCCACCAUCUGUGGCACUGUGCAUAUAAUUAAAACUGAGAAAUGAGAGGGGCCACUUCAGGAGGUCAGAGGACUCUCAGUAACUCCAUUAUUCUGUUUGGCCUUUUAUACUUCCCACUAACUCUGUAAUCCUCCCAUUUCCAGCUGCAAUCUUCAGACAGCCUACAAUGGAUUAAGAGUAUAUGAACUGAUGCCUUCCCCUACGAUAGGUACUUAUGUGAUGUUCCUAAGUCUACACCAACCAGCAGAAUAGAAAUUGUAUGGCAUCAGUCACAUGAGAUACAACAUUGCCAUUCCAAACUCUCUCCCAUCCAUUCCCCCAGUAACUUUCUUCUCAUAGAUCCUGGAUCACAGAGAGGUUAGGAGCCUGAGUAGAUUGAGUUCAGUGGUUCUGGGACUGUCCCCUUAAGGACAAAAAGUAGCAGAACAUGGCAGGUUCUUCAUGAUGCACAUGUGGCUAGUUCCUGUGAAUUACAGGGGUGGACACUAAUAGUUCGAUAUAUGGAAAUUCACAGUGGGUCUUAUUCAAUUAUAAUGGCUCGUGCAUAAAGAUGGAUUUCAUUUCCAGUGUUUUGUCCUUUCACCUCGCAACUACUAAAACUCAAUCACUUCUUCAAAGUAAUUGCAGGGAGUAAUUUAUUUAUUACAUGAAUGCUAUAAUUCAGGCUAUAAAGCUACUUCAUUGUACAAAGAGUGAAACCAAAGCUAUUGUUAAUGGUUGAUCUUAAAAUGUCAAAAGUCAGGAAGCUCAAAAGUGAGGUGCAAUACACCGCGGCAGUGGUACACAAUAUGCCCAAAUUCACACCUGAUGAGAGUAGCUGCACCUCCUGUGGAAGUAUCUGCAUCAUACUCAGCCAGGACAUAACCAGUGGUGGCGUUUGGUUAGAAAAUGGGUGUAAUGGGUCAUAUAGCAUAAUUUGCACCAAUUUAAGAUUCUGUGAGAAUCUAAACUGUAACUGCAAAGAGGUGGAAGGGAUGCAGCAAGUACGAUAGAGCAGUCCUUCUACUUGGUCUCAGUUGGUAUUUUCCCCCCUGCUACUUACCCCUUCCGUCUGCAACCCCCUGAAUGCAAAACUAGUACAAGUUACACUACUUGGCCAAUUAUUUAACCCCAUGUGCUGGCCAAUUUCCAGCUGAUGUUUAAUGUCCACCAUUUAGGGAAGGAGUUCUCAAACUUCAUUGCACCAUGACCCUCUUCUGACAACAAAAAUUACUACACAACCCCAUAAGCUUGAGCCCUGCUGCCCCGGAUGUGGGGGCCAAAGCCCGAGCCCCAUCACCCGAGGUGGGAGCGGGGUCAAAGCCAAGGCAAGGGGCUGUAACCUGAGCCCUGCCACCCAGGGCUGAAGCGCUCAGGCUUCAGCUUCUGUCCUAGGCCAUGUGGCUCAGGCUUUGGCUCGGGGUGAUGGGGCUCAGACUUCAGCUUUGGCCCUGGGCCCCAGCAAGUCUAAGCCAGCCCUCAUAACCCCAUUAAAACCGGGUCGUGACCCACUUUGGGGUUCUGACUCCCAAUUUGAGAACUGUGGAUUUAGCGUCAGCUUCCCAACCCUGGUAGACAGACACACACUCGCUCAAGUUGAGUACCCCGCUAACAAUGAGCACCGAGGCUGUUGUGGCACAAACAGUGCCAUGGGAUAACCACCUGAGUACAAGCCCUCUUGACACACACACAGACCCCAGAUCCCUAAGCAGGUGACUAGCCUGUGUCAUAAUGUCCACACCGCUAUUUUCAGCACAGUAGCUUGAGCGGAGGUAGCUUGUGUCUGUCUACCUGGGCAGGCAGGCAUGGUCCCAGCUGCCAUGAAGCCAUAUCCUUAGUGACUGUGUUUUAUUCCUCCCAUGUUAUGUCAUGGCCCCUUAGAAAGAAAAGAAAGGAUUUUAAACUAAUGCCUAUGUGAAGUGCCAUUUCACCCUGGCUACUGGUGGCAUAUCCAGCACAUAGUGCUAAAAUUGGUGAACUUUAGUCAAAUUGAUUUACAGAGCAUGUUAACUGUCACUGUAAAAGAUUUUGUUAUAGAUUACAAUGGCUCCUAGGCUGCCAUAGUGACCUGUCUUUUAGUUACUUUAUUAUUGGUUUAAUGCUAAAAGGAUUUUGGACAUGGUAAAAUAUAGUGCUGUUAGGGUACAUCUACACUGCAAAAAAGAAACUGGCAGCACACAGGCUCAGAGCCCGGGCCAUUGGCUGCGACUCAGGCUGUGGGACUAAAAAUAGCAGUAGAGACGCUCAGGCUUGGGUUGGCGCCCAGGCUGUGAGCCCCUCCACCCUCGCUGGGUUUCAGCGCCCAGGCUCCAGCCCAAGGCUGAUCAGCUAAACUGUUAUUUUUAGCCCCACAGCGUGAGCUCAAGUCAGCGGACCCAGGCCAGCCGCAGCUGUGCUGCAAUGAAAGCGCUGCAGUGUCAAUGUAGCCUGAGGUCUUCUAUCACUGUGUGGCUGUCAGGCUUGCAUGUGACAUGUAAAAAUCCCUAAGAAAUUGUUGUUAAACAGUGUACUGGUCCCUUUUCUAUAUUAACUAAGAAUUGUCAGCCUGGAUUAGAGGCACGGUCCAGCUCAAUCACCAACAAUGGCCAGUACUAAUAGUUUGGGGUGCGAUAGGGGAGGGGAACGAGAACCCUGCAGGAGGCAGUUGUGGGAUAAUCUCUAAAAGUUAGAGCUUCGAUUUAGCCCUGAAGCAGGAGGUUUAAUAUUGUUACCAGUAACUAUUCUACAAUCUGGUGGCUGCUGUUACCCAUGAAAUGGCCAAUGACACCUCUAAGAUGUUUACAUGCCUAGCUGCCUCAUUAGAUACCUAACACCUCCAUUUAGGUGCCACUGACUUUUUUCAAAAGUGCCACUCUGCUGCUAUCUAACCCUAAGUCCUCUAGGUGCCUAUGAGUCCGCCAAUCAGCAGUCACAAAGCCACCUCAGUAAACAGGCCACCCCCCCACAGCUAACAUGCAGUUUAGGCUGGGUGCCUACCCCCAGCAGGAUACCAUCGAUCUUGUCAGUGGGGCCUGCUCCCAUAGGCAUGCAGCUGGGGGGGGACGGGAGGGCUGGAUGCCACUCGUAGGUAGGGUUGUCAAGUUGCUAAUGGCACAAAACUGAACACCCUGCCCCAAGGCCCCGCCCCUGCCCUGACCCUUCUCUGAGGCCCCACCUCCACUAUCUCCAUCCCCCCCCUUCCUCCGUCACUUGCUCUC
Mauremys mutica (yellowpond turtle) is the source of this 5431-nucleotide messenger RNA. It is a transcript of the gene ST6GALNAC5, whose product is annotated as ST6 N-acetylgalactosaminide alpha-2,6-sialyltransferase 5. NCBI's taxonomy places the organism in Eukaryota, Metazoa, Chordata, Testudines, Geoemydidae. The transcript is spliced from 5 exons. The record is from RefSeq and is a predicted model, not a curated record. Gene Ontology annotation, molecular function: alpha-N-acetylgalactosaminide alpha-2,6-sialyltransferase activity. The coding region runs from base 485 to 1477 and encodes 330 amino acids. Gene Ontology annotation, biological process: ganglioside biosynthetic process; oligosaccharide metabolic process.